AUGGCAACACCUCAACAAGGCGCUCCAAUCGGUAUCAACGGCGCGUUUCUUCCCCAGCAACUCAACGGCGCAAUGGAUCCUCGAAUGUUCCAACAGCAACAGCCGCAGGGGCAACAGCAGUUCCCAAUGGGCGGCGGCCAGAAUGGCAUACCCGGCAUGCCUGGUAUGGUGCGACCUGGCGACCCCGGCCCGUCGUCUAUGGCCAACACGCAAAUCCACCAGCAGCUUCAGCAACAGCUGCAACAGCAACUCCAGAUGGCUCAAGGUCAACAACAGCAAGGCGUCCGUCCCAUGUUCAACCCCGGCAACCUUGCACCGCAGCAGCUUGCGAUGCUUCAGCGGAUGGCCCAGCAAGGCGGACCGAAUGGCCUAAACCCACAACAAAUCCAGAUGGCCAUGGCCAGUCUCGCCCAACAACAGCAACCGCAACAGCAACCGCAACAGCAACAGCCACAGCCCCAGGGUCUGGGCGGACUCAACCCUCAGAUGCUGGCCGCGGCGAUGCGCGCAGGAGUUCCUCCUGCUCAGCUCAGUCAGCUGGGCCAGCAACUGAACCCGCAGCAGCUUGCCCAGCUGGCGGCCGUUGGGCAGAUGCAGAACUUGGGUGGUAUGCAGGGCCAACAGGGCGGCCAGCAGAACCCGCUUCAGCAGCUGCAAGCCCAGCGAUUGCAACAGCUCAUGCAGGCCCAGCAAGCCGCCGCGUCCCCUCAGCAAUCGCAAUCACCACAGAUGCCGCCACAGCAGUCGCCUCAGCAGCAACAGCAGCAGCCUGGUGGUGGUGUCAUGACCCCAGAGAUGGCACGGCUACAAAUGCAAGGUCGAGCUUCGCCCGCCGGAGGAUCACCGGUCCGCCCUCAAGGUAUGCAGCAGCUUCCCGGAUCCAUGCCCCCACCGGCACUUCCAACUGGGGCAUCUCCGCGACCGAGCAACAUGGCUCCGCCUCCGACUCCGGGCCAGCAACGUCCUGUCCUGUCCUUGACUCCUCAGCAGCAGCAGUUCAUUACUGCUCAACGAAACGCGCUGAUGGGAAGUCCUCAAUGGAAGGCCCUUCCUCCGGCACAGCAGCAAGUGCAGUUGCAAGGCAUGCAGCAGCACUUGAUCCGCAUGAUGCUCAGCCAAGGGGCCGGGCAGGGGCAAGGCCAAGGCCAAGGACAGGGACAAGGACAGCAGCCGCAACCUCCUCAGACACCUCAGCAGCAACAGCCCGGAACACCUCAGGCGCCGGGCACGCCGCAGCAAUCUCACCAGCCUGGUCCCCAGCAGAGCCCGGUUCCCCAACCGAUGUCCGGACUUCCGCAACAUAUGCAGCGACCAGGAUCUGCGGCGUCGCAACGCGCUAGCUCGCCUCAUCCUUCGCUACCCCCUGGAUCGCCAGCGAACCGCCCGAUGUCUGCCGCUACCCCGCCCUCCACGGCGCCUGCUCCGUUCAUGGGUACGCCCCAGCAGGCUCCCUCACCCGCCCACUCCAAUCACUCCCACGGUCCCCCGCCUGCGCCCGGUAUGGCCCCGUCACCCAUGCACCAAACUCCGUCCCAGGAUGGAUCUGGACCGCCGCCACCGCCGCCUCAGUUUGGUCUGAAUGGCCCUCAAGGACCGCCGAUGGGUCAGAUGCCUCCGGGACAGUCGCCUCAGGCCGCCGCCAUUGCUGCACUCCAGGCUCAAGCGCAGAACGCGCAGAUGAUGCAGGGUGGCCCGACACCGGGAGGACCGCAACCCGGCUUUCCUCCGGGCAUGAGCUUGCCACCGGGCAUUCCUCCAGGGGCAAUGCAGAACAUGACGCCGCAGCAACAAAUGCAGAUGGCGCAAGCAAUGAUGUUCCAGCAGCAGCAGCAACAGCAGCAGCAACAACAGCAACAACAACAACAGCAGCAGCAGCAGCAGGGUGGCAACCAGCCUGGUCCGCCGCAAAUGCGACCCGGCAUGCCGCCGCUACCGCCUGGAAUUCGCCCGCCGCCGGGAAUCAACCCGAACGAGUUCCCCUUCGACGCUCGAUUAUUACCUCACCUGCAGCAUGUUAACGACCCUCGCUGGAGAGAAGAAUGGCAGCAGCGGAAUCCUCGAUUGGUUCAGGAGGUUCAGUCGAUUGCUCAGCGGAUACAGUCGGGCCAGAUUCGACCAGACAUGGUGCAGCGGAUGCAGCAGUUCGUGCUGUAUAUGCAGCGGCUUGGACAAAGCCGAGGACAAGGCCCUCCCGGCCAACCGCCGCAGGGUCCUCAGCCAGGCAUGCCUCCCAUGCCAGGGCAGCCGAUGCCUCCUGGCAUGGGCGGUCCAAUCCGUCCUGCGCAGCCCGAUGGGGUGCCUCAAGGCGGUAUUCCUCCUGCCCAGCAGCAGCAGCACCAGGCAGCUUCGUCACCCGCGCGACCGCCGAUGCCCGGACCUCCGGGCGCUCCUGACUCGCCGAGUCCUGCCACAUCCGGGAUCCUCGCCCGCCGAGAAGGGAAGAAGCGUAACAUGCCUCCCCCGACAUUUAUCCCCUCGCAUGGCGCCGUUCGACCACCUCCCGCCGAGCAGGCGCCCCCUCCUCAGCCUGCACCCAACGCCUUGCCUGUAAAGGAAUGGGAAGGCAAACUUCGCACCGAAAUCCCCGUGACGGGAAUCAUGCCCUUGCCGGUUAAUGAGAUCGAUGAGAGCGAGGAUCCGACUUUUGGCGGGAAACUGCCUGCCAUGACUGAACGGGAGAAGGAGGACGUGAAGCAAUGGCUUGCCGCAGACAUCAACUUUGCCGAGACGUUCCAAGAGAAGAGGAAGAAGACUUCCGGCGUCAAGAUCCAGCGGUGGAUGGAGAACGAGGACAAGUCGACCCCGUGGUGGAUGCUGCGACGCAACGAGCCCGUGCCGCGACGUACAGCGUCAGCAGUCAACGUUGUCUACCCGGCCGACAAGGCUGCUCAGCGGCUUCGCACCCGCAAGCGCAAGGAGAUCCGUUUCACUCCUGCCCAGAUGAAAUCCAUGGCGGACGUGGAGGAUCACCUCGUUCCGGUGCGUCUGGAGAUGGAGCACGAUCAUCAGCGGUUCAGCGACACGUUUAUGUGGAACUGCUCCGACACGGUUGUGACACCUGAGCUGUUUGCCCAGACAAUUUGCGAUGACUUCAAGCUUCCAGCGGGGCAGUUUGUCCCGAAGAUCGUGGCAGCUAUCAAGGAGCGUGUGCGGGAGUACCAGGACCAGGUUCAGCCAAUCCAGCAGAGUCACACCAGCCGCGGUGUCAUCGAUGAGGACGAUCCGGAGUCGAGGUCAUUCAUGGAGGUUGUGCGUCGUGCCCACGAGCAGGACGAGGAGGUUCGUACUGACGAGGGUGCGGACCAGGACGACUCCCACAUUCGCAUCGUCUCCUUCGAUGACGAGGUGGACGACAAGAUCAUGACUGUGGAUGAGGCGAUGGCCGGUCUCGAGCCUGGCAAGGGCGACGAUGAGCUCCGAUUCCUCGUCAAGAUUGACAUCAUCGUUGGCACGCAGAACCUGUCGGACACCUUCGAGUGGGAUCUCAACUCAACGGUGACACCUGAGGAGUUUGCGGCCUCAUACUGCACCGACCUCGGCCUCACCGGCGAGUUCAUCACCGCCAUUGCCCACGACAUCCGCGAGCAGAUCAUCACUCAUCAGCGCUCGCUGUUCAUCGUUGGACACACGCCGGGAUCCGGUUUCAUCAUGAACGACGAUGUUCGUGCUGCCUUCCUUCCGCCUGUCACAACUGCGCUUCGCAAGGAGGACGUCGCAAUGUCCACAUACACCCCGGUGCUCGCCAACUUCACCGAGGCUGACGUCGCGGCUAUCGAGAAGGACCGCGAGCGCGAGAGCAAGCGCAAAAAGCGUGCGACCCGUGGUCGUCGCGGAAUUGUUCUGCCCGACCGCGAGCCACUCAAGACGUUCCGCACUCUGCUGCAUCCUCUUACCGACGCAAACGGCAACGUCGUCGUGGUCGACCCGACACCGGCUCCUGUCAGCAGCACCCGUCGCGCGGCAGCCAUUGCUGCGCAGGCAAACAUCAACCUCGCGCUCCAGGACUUGCCCAUCGAACGUCCUCCGUCACCGCCGGCAGCUGCCGCUCACGCCCUCAAGCAGCACCCGAAGCGUCAUGUUCCCCGCUCGUCUCGUGGUGCGUCCCAAGCUUCGACUCGGGAAGGCUCUGUCGUCAACGGUGACCACACUCCCAACCCGAGCUUGAAGCGGACACUUCUCGACGACUCGGAGCCCGAGACUGGUUCUCCCCACCCGUCGAAGAAGCGCUUCAAUGGUAGGAUCGAGAGCCCCGAGCAAGAGGCGCCGCCUGCGCCGAAGGAAGAGCCUAAGAUGUGGCACUGCAAGACCUGCGGUGUUCCCGAGCAUCUCUCUGGUGGCAAGCGACCCGACCUCAACGGCGUCAUGGACCUGUGCGUGAAGUGCGGCGAGUUCCUUCAGCGCAACGGCCGCAAACGCUCGGUGCAGUACAAUGAGGACGAGGAGUAUCACCGCCAGCAGCAGGCGAAGGAUGACGACGACGAGCCGCCGCAACCCGCCUUUGAGCUGCCAGUACCCGCUCCGCCGCAGCGCAACUACGAUGAUGAGGAGUCCUCGAGCAGCUCGGACUCUGACAGCUCUGAUGACGACUAUGGGGUCAAGCGCGCCAAGCCUGCACCGACGCCCAAGCCGCGGACAACGAGCAUGUCGGCUAGCGCUGCCCCGCCGACGCCCGCUCGGGCAAGCACGACAACGCCUGCAACUCCCGCCACGCCACUGCCGCCAGCUGGCCCGACGAUGCCGACGCCGCCCGCAUGGCUGGAGCCAGUCAAGUCGGCGAUGCAGAGCAAGUAUCCCGCGAGUCGCUGGGCCGUUGUCCCGAAGCAGGUUGUCGGCGAGGAUGGCGAGAUUUGGCGCGUCAAGUGUCUCGACUGCCCCGGCAAGAUCUACAAGCUGGGACCGGGCGAGACGCUCGAGAACUUUGAGUUGCACCUGAAGAACAAGGCGCACAACGCGAAUGUCCAGGCGCGUCUCAGCAAGCAGGGAUGA
This is a messenger RNA of Trichosporon asahii var. asahii CBS 2479, 4986 nucleotides long. RefSeq lists its product as uncharacterized. NCBI's taxonomy places the organism in Eukaryota, Fungi, Basidiomycota, Tremellomycetes, Trichosporonales, Trichosporonaceae. Gene Ontology annotation, cellular component: nucleus; nuclear chromosome. Gene Ontology annotation, biological process: regulation of transcription by RNA polymerase II; chromatin remodeling. The coding region runs from base 1 to 4986 and encodes 1661 amino acids. Gene Ontology annotation, molecular function: transcription coregulator activity. The transcript has a single exon. The record is from RefSeq and is a predicted model, not a curated record.